Messenger RNA from Perca fluviatilis (European perch), 3068 nucleotides. It is a transcript of the gene mpl, whose product is annotated as MPL proto-oncogene, thrombopoietin receptor. NCBI's taxonomy places the organism in Eukaryota, Metazoa, Chordata, Actinopteri, Perciformes, Percidae. Bases 214 to 2199 code for a protein of 661 amino acids. Gene Ontology annotation, molecular function: protein binding; cytokine receptor activity. The transcript has 11 exons. Gene Ontology annotation, cellular component: external side of plasma membrane. The record is from RefSeq and is a predicted model, not a curated record. Gene Ontology annotation, biological process: cytokine-mediated signaling pathway; hemopoiesis; positive regulation of cell population proliferation.
CUUAAAUAUGGUUUAUUUUUGUACCAUUGAAUACAAUCUGAAUCUGUUUUUAUUCAGUCCAAUUAUCAGCUGCAGUUUGUUUCCACUGAAAAUAUUGGCUGUUAACUAUAUGACACAUAGCCCCAAAAGUCCCAAAAUAUGUUGCUUUUUCUAAGUGAGAAUAAGAUGAUAGGAACAAGUAAAUACAUUGUGGGUAGAAGGUAGAAGAUCUGCAUGCCAAUAAAUGGGUCUUGUUCCCACAAGGUGACAACUAAAUAUCUUACUGUAAGACAACUUAUGAUGACCAUCUUGUUUUCAUUAAGAAAUGCCAUCAUGUUUGACUUUGGGGGACAUGUUUUAUUGCAGGAGUGCUCAUGUGUUAUGUUUGUCAUUUCUGGAGCAGAUGUUUUGCUCUUAAAGGAUGAAAAGGAUCCUAAAUGUUUCACCCGGACAGAAGAGGAUUUCACCUGCUUCUUUGAGACCGCAGACAACGGGACUUAUGAUUUACUUUACAGUGUUGGAAGAGAGAAAAUGUGUGAAAUGUCUGUCCAAGGAACAGAAGAGGGAACUUUCCUCCACAUCUGCUCAUUUCCUGAGUCAGAUGUGUUUUCGUUUGUGGCUAUACACCUUGAAGUUGUUGAAGCCAAAACCAACACCAGCCUCUACAAUCGGAUCGUCUCUGUGGAGGACCACUUUCUCCUGGAUCCCCCCUUCAGUGUGUCUUUACACCAAAAUGGCCGAGCAGGACAGCUGCAGGUUUCAUGGUACACAAAUAUUUCGAAAUACUGGAAAUAUGAUGUGAUGUACAAGAUUCAAUACUUUUCCAAGAGGCUGGGAGAGAAGAUUAAAGAGGCAAAGGAGCACGCCAUACUAGACUCUCUGGUACCAGGGGAGGAGGUUGAGGUCAAGGUAACUGUCAAAUGUGCCUUCAAUCCAAAUGCAGGACACUGGAGCAGCUGGUCACACCCUGCACGAGCCAUGGUCCCCCAAAGUGCAGAUGACAUUUCACUAAAGUGCUACACAUCUGACCUGCAAAAUAUCAAUUGUCAGUGGAAUGGAAACAGAUAUAGUAAAGAGAAUGAGUACAAACUUUUCCACAAAAUGGGUUUCAGUGAAGCUUUGGGCUGGACAGAAUCGACCGAGUGUCUCGCUGACAGGGACUUGACUGAACUGUGCCGUUUCCGUGGAGACAAGUCCAGAAAAGUCAGGGUCAAGCUCAGCAGCACUUCAGCUCCACUCGGCAGAACCUUCUACACUCAAGAGUUCACUCUCAACAACAGCAUCAAAACGUCCCCACCAUGUCAUCUGAGAGGAGCACUGGAGAAAGACAAGUUCUGCUUGAAGUGGAAAGCUCCUCUUCUGUCUCUGUCCGCUCACCUGCAGUAUGAAGUCAGCUACCAGAUCAGAGGGGCUGAAGCGUGGAUAACGGUGUCCCUAAAGGGUCCUGAGACCGGCACGUGUCUAGACGUUCCAGCAGGUAGCUGGUACAAUGUUAAAGUCAGAGCUAAACCUACUGGGUCCAUUUACUCAGGUCACUGGAGUGACUGGUCAGAUGUGCUGACUGGUAACAACCCCACUGACAUAGGCACAUUGCUCUGGGUGUGUAUCCCUGUCUCGAUGCUGAUAAUUGCCAUCAUCCUCAUCUGCUUGUUUCCAACGUACCUCAGUAAGCUCAAGCUGUAUUUUUGGCCGCCAGUGCCCAACCUUGACAAAGUCCUACAAGGUUUUCUGACCGAGAUCAACGGGCCGAGAUGGAAUCCUCCGAUAUCAGCAAAGCAGUGCCCGGAAGAAACUACUUCAUCCGUGGUGGAGAUAUUGUCUGAAGAUGAGGUUUCAGGAUUGGGGAAGCCAUCAGAGGGAUCCACCCAGCUCCUGUCACCAGAAAGACGCCACAGAGAACAGGUAGAUGGAAGCUGUCGGACUAAAGUCUUUCCAGACUAUGUGACUCUGAACAAAGACAGUGCCAUACUUUGCCCAAAAGGAAACAAGUAUGUCUACAAGGAGGUUGGAGAGAAAGGAAGCCAGGGGGAGAGUGAUGCGCUCGUGCAAACAUGUCACGGCUCCUGCACUGAUGGCUCAGUCUGUACCCCACCCUGCUUAGGCAGUGUCUUCCUUAACGAUUCCUACUUGCCUCUGGCUGAGCCUGCAGACAGAUUUGACUGCAAGGGCCCCGUUGCAAGGGGGCCAGGCAACCUCUAUUCUAAUUUCCCUUGUAUCUAAAUGUACAGUAUAACAAGUGUACCUUGUUUCCACUUGUGCAGAUCAGAUGUAUGCACUUUCUUAUUGAAAUACGAACUCAAGGAUUAAUUCACCCUGUUGUUGAAUCUUAACAAAGACAUGUUACCAUGUAUUCACAGUAUAAUGGGGGUUAGUUCUGAUCAUGGCAUUGUCUUUCUCAACAUUUCUGUCAAUCUACAGUCCUUUGGAGCUGAAAUGCCAUGAGUGCACCACAGAUUUGAACAUAAACUACCUAGGGGGACAUCUGUAAACAAGAGUAUAACAUUUCUAUGACUGUUGAAAUAUAUUUGGGCAUACUAUAUUAUACAAUGCUUUUACAGUACAUUUGUAAUUUGUAUAUAAUACUGCUGUGUCUUUAUAUGUCCACUAGAGGGAACAGUAGAUCACAUGAUUUUUUCUGAAGAACAAUGCGAGAAAAAAGUGAAAGGAAAAAAAGUUGCCAUGAGGAAUUGGAACUAUUACACAAGAUGACAGUUUUGAGUUUGUACUUUUUUUUCUUCAAUUUAGCAUUUGAAUGCAACUUUGUCUAACAGUUUACAUGACUCAAUUUUGUAUAUUUCCGUACUAUUCUUCUAUUCUGCAUUUGAAUAACCAUUGGGGUUGUUUUUGUCAGAUCUUUUUCAUUGCAAUUGUUUUAUACUCAUUUAUACUGUACAUAUGUCAUCUGGAUUUCUUAAUGAGUUUAAAAGGUUCCUCAGAAAUCCACUUGAGUUUGAGGAGCCUGACAUUGUCGGAGAUGGCGAUGACAAAAGAAGUUUCCAUGAACAACAGCUUUUAGUUCAUUAUGCAUUACAUUGUAACUUGAGGGUUUGUAUUUCUGGCAUUAAACAUUAAAAUCUGUUUUUCUUCUA